AUGUAUUAUCUAGUGUAUUGUAAUAUUCUUAAUAUUUUGUUACCGGUAUGCAUUCAUUCUAUUUGCUGACGAUAUUCAAAAAGAUAUUUUUGUGUUGAAAGUGUAUUCUAUUGCCUAGCAACGAUUAUUUUAUGGUUUUGUUCAUUUUACCUAGAUGAAUACA
Molecule: messenger RNA, 163 nt
Organism: Nezara viridula (southern green stink bug)
Lineage: Eukaryota; Metazoa; Arthropoda; Insecta; Hemiptera; Pentatomidae
Source: the annotation of a GenBank genome assembly